Messenger RNA from Condylostylus longicornis, 1415 nucleotides. Its product is annotated as meiosis-specific nuclear structural protein 1. Bases 54 to 1415 code for a protein of 453 amino acids. The record is from RefSeq and is a predicted model, not a curated record. Lineage: Eukaryota; Metazoa; Arthropoda; Insecta; Diptera; Dolichopodidae. The transcript has a single exon.
UUCAAAAAUAAAUCAUUUCACUUUAAAAAAUACAUAUACAUACGUAUAUUAAAAUGUCUUCAGAAUCAACAAAGAUUAAAAAUAUAAAAGAGGACCAUGAUGAAUAUUUAAGUUUAUUGAAAUUAUCACCACCGUCCAAAUCGACAAUAAUUGACCAUUAUUCAUGUUGCGAAUUUUGCAAUUGUGAUUGUACAGCUGAAUCAACUAGAAGAGGUGAUACAAAAUGCGAUAAAGAUCGAAAUAAUAAUAAUCAUUUUAUAAGUAAUCUUAAUGAUAAUAACAAUAAUGAAAUAUCAAUAACAAGAAAAUUGAAUAGUGGUAGAAAAAAGAAAAAUAAAAAAUCAAAACGUCCUAAAAGUGUUAAUACAAGUCGUAGUUAUACUAAAGAUUGUGUUAUAUUAAAUGAAAUAUUAAAUCUUGAACUUCCAAAACAAUCAAAUAUAAAACAAAAGUCUAAAAAGAAAUCUGAACUUCCAUUAAGAGUAGCACAAUUCCCUCCUGAUAAUGAAUUCGAUGAUUUAUGUGAACCAAUGCAAAAUUUAUGCCUUUCACCAAGAAUACGUCAAGCAUAUAAAAAAAUUCCAACACAUGAUAGAAAAAUAUUAAAUCGAAUGGCUAAAAGACGUAAUGAACGUGCUAUACUUAAUGAGAAUGCAUGGUUAGCACAAAGACUUUGGGAGAAUGAACGUUUUGAACGUGAACUUAUAAAAUAUGAACAAGAUGAAGAAUAUCGAAAAGCAAUUAGAGAAAAACAAAUAUAUGAUAAUGAAAUGACAAAAGCAAGAGUCGAAGCAAUAUUAAGACGAGAUAAAGAAGAUAUACAACGUUUAAGAGCUGAAUUAUAUGAAAAAGAUUGUAAAUUACAAAAGCGAUUAAAACGUAUAAAAUUAGAUAAAUCUAUAAAAAUACAACAACGUAAUAUAGAUGCAUUUAGGAAAAAUGAAGCUGUUCAAAUAGCCCAAGAUGAAAUACAUUUUGAUAAUGCAAUAAAAAAACAAGAAAUAUGCGAUCGUUAUGAGAAUCGUCUUGAACGUGCCGAAUGUAUUCGUAAUCACAUAUUAAAUUCAUAUUUAAGACGAAUUAAACAUGCUAAUUAUAUACAACAAGUUAUUCAUGAAGAAAAUUUCAAAGAAAUUGAUAAAUAUGAAAAUAUACGUCGACAGCAACUUUGUAAUGAAAUUCAACGUAAAACAAAUCGAACAGAACAAUUUGUAAGAAAAAAACAAAAAAAUUAUAAUGAAUUAUUAGAACGUGCCAAAAUUUCGGCAAAUUUAAGAGAUUUAGUAAGAAAUUCUGUAAGUCCUGAUGGAACCCAACAAUAUUUAAAUUCUAUGCCUAAUAGCAUUUUUAAAGCAUCAUUUAAUGAACGCCCAAUAUCCGAUUUAUCAUUUCAAAGUAGCGUAAGGUUAGGUUGA